AAACAGUUCUUACGAAUUCCCCGAAGGCCUCCUUGGGACGAGAGCACAAGCCCUGAGGUUCUGCAGCAAAACGAGAGGGACAGUUUUCUUACAUGGAGAAGAGAACUGGCUCGGCUGGAAGAGGAACAGAAGUUGAUUCUUACCCCUUUUGAGAGGAAUCUUGAUUUCUGGAGGCAACUCUGGAGAGUUAUUGAGAGGAGUGAUGUUGUGGUUCAAAUCGUUGAUGCCAGAAAACCGCUUCUCUUCCGCUGUCCAGAUCUUGAAAAAUAUGUAAAAGAGGUCUCAGUUCACAAAGUAAACAUGCUUCUGCUGAACAAAGCCGACCUGCUCACUAGAGAACAGAGGCGAGCUUGGGCCCGAUACUUCCAGAAAGAGGGGAUCAGAGCAGUGUUCUGGUCCGCUUUAGCUGAGGCACAACGACUCGAGGCAGAGGAGAAGGGAGAAGAGCUGAUGGACCAAGAGGAUCAGAGUGAUACAGAACAGGAAGCAACAGAUCUUCAUGAGGAGCAUAGCACUUCAACAAAUGAAGAGAAAGAUGAGAGUGUGCAGGAUGAAGAAGAGGAAAGUGAAGAAGCAAGAGUCUGUGUUGAUGAGACAGAAUGGCAAACAUGCUCUGAGGAAUCAGGAGACGAAGAUCAUGCUGAGGAGAAACCAGAAUCCACAGCGGUUUCAUCUUUCUACAACUCGAGCCGUUUGUUACGCAGAAAUGAGCUGCUGGAAAUAUUUAAGUCUGUGCAUUCUGGGCUGGCGUGCAAAGAUGGACAAAUCACAGUUGGAUUGGUGGGAUAUCCUAACGUUGGAAAAAGCUCUACCAUCAACACCAUCCUGAGGAAUAAGAAAGUCUCAGUUUCAGCUACACCUGGACACACAAAGCAUUUUCAGACUCUGUUUGUUGAUCCUGGUCUCUGCCUGUGUGAUUGUCCCGGACUGGUCAUGCCUUCCUUUGUGUCCACCAAAGCCGAGAUGAUCUGCAGCGGGAUCCUACCCAUCGAUCAGAUGAGAGAUCACGUUCCAGCCAUCUCUUUGGUAUGUCAGACUAUCCCUCAAACUGUGCUGGAGGGGACCUACGGUAUCAACAUCAUCAGACCGAGGGAGGACGAGGACCCCGAUCGACCCCCGACUUACGAGGAGCUGCUCAUGGCAUAUGGAUAUAUGAGAGGCUUCAUGACAGCACAUGGCCAGCCAGACCAAUCAAGAUCAGCCCGUUAUAUUUUGAAAGACUAUGUCAGUGGUAAACUCCUUUACUGCCACCCUCCACCUCACAUCAACCCUCAAGACUUUCAGCCUCAGCAUGCCAGGUUUGCCAGGCAGAGUGGAGGAUUCGAACAGAUUGCUAGCCAUGCUGACAAACCAGAAAAAGUCAGACGCAUAGAGAACACCGUGGAUAAACAUUUCUUUCAUCAGGAAAAUGUGCAAGCGCUGACCAAGGGUGUGCAGAUGGUGAUGGGUUAUAAGCCCGGAAGUGGUCCUGUUGGGCCUUUAAACGCAAACACAGAACAACAGACUGGGAAACCUUGGAAAAAACAUGGUAACCGGAACAAGAAGGAGAAAGUGAGAAGACUCAACAAACAUCUGGAUGCAUAAUCCAUAUUCUAAGAUGUUUGGAUUGGAUACACUCUUUAUAGCAAAGACCAUAAUUUCACCAUGGCUCAUACCUGGAUGUGAUUGAUUAGUGCUGCUGGAAAUUCCUCUUUGUUUAAAAUAUCACUUAUAAUAAUAACAAACUAUCACUCUGUAUUUUAUCAGUGUAUGGGAUGAAGAGAUUAAUGAACACAGGCAACCGCUAAUAAAAGAAGCCCUCUUAAAAUGUCA
Molecule: messenger RNA, 1812 nt
Organism: Sinocyclocheilus anshuiensis
Lineage: Eukaryota; Metazoa; Chordata; Actinopteri; Cypriniformes; Cyprinidae
Product: large subunit GTPase 1 homolog
Exons: 12
Biological process (GO): ribosomal subunit export from nucleus
Cellular component (GO): cytosol
Molecular function (GO): GTP binding; GTPase activity
Source: RefSeq, a predicted model, not a curated record